Messenger RNA from Suillus paluster, 1805 nucleotides. RefSeq names its product PAP2 superfamily-domain-containing protein. Gene Ontology annotation, cellular component: endoplasmic reticulum membrane. Lineage: Eukaryota; Fungi; Basidiomycota; Agaricomycetes; Boletales; Suillaceae. Bases 127 to 1674 code for a protein of 515 amino acids. The record is from RefSeq and is a predicted model, not a curated record. Gene Ontology annotation, molecular function: sphingosine-1-phosphate phosphatase activity. The transcript has 7 exons.
CAGAAUCAAAGCUACUUGCACAGGAUGAGAAGACCCGAUUUGGAAGGUAGUAUUCGCACGUCUUUUCCAAAAUUGCACUUUGUCUUUUGAGUACGCACCACACUCAGCUCGGCAGAGUACUGGCCUAUGUUGACUCAGGCGUCGAACUCGCAUACACUAUCCCCUGCUAAGACUUCUCAUGACGGCCUCACAGAUAAUAAGAUACCCGUCAUCACCACUGAUCAUGAUCAACUAGAAUCUUUGCAGCUGGAUGAGCGAGGACGCACCGACGCGCCUUGUGCUCAAGACUUGUACGAAACUGUACUUCCAUGGUGGAGAGCAGCUAUACGUGCCCGAAUUCUCAGUUCGGUGAAACGAGAGAGUCAAAUCUUGGCUCGGAUGCAGGAAUGUAUACGACACCCAUGGUUGGAUGCAUACUUCCUUUAUAGCUCGUCCCUUGGUACCCACACUUUCUUCAUGAUUGGUCUACCGUUAUUAUUUUUCUUCGGUUAUGAGGAGAUCGGACGAGGCUUAGUGAUUGUUUUAGCUUCCGGAGUCUACGUCUCUUCAUUCGUGAAGGACCUUAUCUGUUCACCUCGUCCAUUGGCCCCUCCCGUAACACGACUGACGAUCGGGACGCACCAUCUUGAAUAUGGAUUUCCCUCAACGCAUUCUACGAACAGCGUAUCCAUGGCGCUUUUCAUCUUCGGCUAUGUUAGAAACGCUUACAUCCAAUCAGCCACGAUAUCAGCAUCGAUGUAUUAUGCGUCAUGUGCCAUGCUCGUGAUAUACGCCAUAACCAUUGUCUUCGGGCGCUUGUACACGGGCAUGCAUUCCUUUACCGACUGUGCGGUUGGUGUCUUCCUUGGCGCUAUAAUCUCGGGAGCCUAUGUGAUUCUGAAAGAGACAAUUGAGAAUUGGCUGGCAAGUGCUCGCUGGAUAGUUCCGCUGACGGUGAUCCCCAUCUGUCUACUAUUUGUACAUUACCAUCCACAACCGGUCGACGAUUGUCCUUGCUUCGAAGAUGCCAUCGCAUUCGUCUCCGUCAUCCUCGGCAUUGCGCUAUGUCGGUGGCACAUUGUAUACUCUGGCGUCGACGAACGCUUCCUGGGUUCUGUGAUGCCCAGUCCUCAGGGAAUCGUUUGGACUUGGGAAGAUACAGCUUCGUGGUGGACUCUGGCUUGCGCCAAAGUCACUGUUGGGAUCCUUGUAAUUUUUGUGUGGCGCCUUCUCGCAAAAUCCCUGCUGCACCUCACUCUUCCACCUCUUUUCCGUCUUCUUGCGUCUUCCUUUGACCUACCUCAUCGGCGCUUCUAUACCCCUGCGACAGACUACCAACACAUGCCAGUUGAAAGCAGUUUGCGCCCCAUUCCGAGUAUGAUCGAUCUUCCUGGCGCCCUUGAGGUCAGCGGAAUGAGGGAAAAUUCGGGAUUGAGAAGAACAAGCGGAACGAAUGAGGUCAAGCGAAGAGGUGCAAAGUCGAACAACGGCUCGUCGUUAGCCAAUGGAGACCCCGGGGCUUACAGCGGAUCCGAGCUCGAGAACAGCAACGGGCCAUUUCAACGCAAGGAAGUCAAACAUUACGAUGCUGAUGUAUUGACCAAGGUGGUGGUCUACGCUGGAAUCGCAAUCUUGGCAGGUGAAGGCUUGCCCGUCACAUUUGCCCUUUUGGGCUGGGGCGUCAAGCCAUGGUGAUGACUUUUGCUGGUGACGUGUAGUGUAUGUAGUAAUUAAUUGCGGGACUUGUUAUUCCUUGGCAUGCUAAUUUUAUGGACAUUUCCUGAUUGCCAUGUGCGAGGUGCGACACUGGGUAAACAGCACUCAGC